Molecule: messenger RNA, 6807 nt
Organism: Coccinella septempunctata (seven-spotted ladybird)
Lineage: Eukaryota; Metazoa; Arthropoda; Insecta; Coleoptera; Coccinellidae
Exons: 2
Coding region: 1051-6264 (1737 amino acids)
Biological process (GO): DNA integration
Molecular function (GO): nucleic acid binding
Source: RefSeq, a predicted model, not a curated record
GGAAUCUAAAUUUCCUAAUUCAUAAAACUAUCAAUAAAAUUUUGUUAUUUGUUUUUAUGGGCCAAAUUAAAUUAAGAAGUAUUUGUUUUCCGUCAAUAAUUUUCGAAUUUCGCGGUGAUUGCAAGUUACACCACGAAAACAUCCGCAACUGCUGUUUUUUCGGACAUAUGUGGAAUCAGUAUUGUUCUUACGGCCGAACUAGAGAGUACUCUCGCUCGAUAAAUUAUUAUUAAUAUUUACUACGACAAUCAGAAAAUACGAUCCAUUGCUGUGAUCCAUAGCUACACGACUCCGAACAUCCAGGAAUCAAGAAAAUAACGAGCAUUCAUUCCUACGUUGACAUUGGUCCUUCGUUGCCGGGUUGUUUCCUUCAGAAAAAUUCAUUCAUAAUUUAAUUUGGCCAAAAUUUACCUUUUUUCAUUUAUUUUUUGCGACAUACGUCUCUUGUGAAAAUCAUUUCAUUUCACGGGCAGACCGGUUCAAGGUCAGGGUCACAGCGCGCAUGGUGCAUUUUCAUCUUUGUUUACAACGGGAAUUAUAAAACGAAUGUUUUCAAUUUGUCUUCAUCUUUUAUAAUAUCUCUUCAUUCAAACAGUGGAUGCUAUUUUGAUGACAAAUUCAAUAUUUUCAAUUAUUCAGUUCAACAUUUUGUUGCGGUCGCUGUAUUUUGCCUUCGGGAGCUGUUUGAAGUGUAUUAUUUACAUACUUUUCAACUUAUCUUUACUUCCUUUCGAAUAUUAUUACUUGCUUUUGAUAUCAAUCGUAAUUACUGGGUAACAAUUUUCGAAUAUCAUUCAUUAUUGACCCAUAUUUACUGCAAUUCAUCACGUACUUACACCAGAUUUCAUUUACUAUUGUACAUUUUGAAAAUUUGUAGAUCAUAUUGUAUUAUUCAACUGUCGACCAUAUCUUCUGAAGUAAACGCUAGUUUUCCUUUUCCACACAUUUAUUAAUACACGUUUCAUAAAUCUAGCAAUCGAUUUACAUUGUUCAGUUUUUUAUUACCUCGGAUAUUUAUUAUAUCAGAUUAUUAUAUUAUAUUGAUUCAUAAUGUCCAGCAAAUUAACUAGAGCUAAUUUACUGCGCCAAACAGCCUAUUCGCGUUUAAAGGAAGCUCAAGAAAUAGGCAUUCAGGCAUCAACAAAUGAAUCUUAUAAAUCGCAGUUUUUAGCCAGAGCUGAUGAAAUAGAAGGCGCUUAUGAGGAUUUUCGAUCAUCACACAAUACAAUCAUUGGUUUAAUUUCAGAUGAAGAAUUUUCAGAGUACGAUAAACUCAGAAUCGCGGCUGAUCAGGCAUAUUACUACGUGAAAUCAAUUAAACAUGAUUUGUUAUUGAAAAAUUCUGCGGGAACCUCUUCAAACACUUCAUCAAAAACUAGUUUACAACCUUGCAAGCCUUCAGCCAGAAUUCCCAAGCUUUCUAUUCCAACAUUUUCAGGCAAUUUUCGAGAUUGGCCUAGCUUUUUCGACUUAUUCAAGAGCAUCAUUCAUGAAAAUACUGAUUUGUCUGAUGUUGAAAAGUUUCGUUAUCUUUUAACAUCCCUUAGUCACGAACCUUUAGCACUUAUUAAAGGCAUUCCUCUCAUUGAUGCAAAUUAUAAAAUUGCAUACGAAAUUUUAGAGAAAAGAUACCAAAAUAAAAGAAUACUUGCCAGUCAGUAUUAUAAUGAUAUUUUCAAUGCCCAACCAGUACAGAAACCGACAUCUGUGAAAUUAAGACAUCUUUUAAAUAUAUUUACGGAAAAUGUUGCCGCUUUACGUGUUCUCGAUUUCCCUGUCGAUCAUUGGGAUUUCUUAUUAUUUAAUAUGCUUAUGAACAAAUUAGAUGUUAAAACACGUACUGACUUCGAGUUAGAAAAUAGUGUAAAUCAUGAGAUUCCUACUUAUCGACAGUUGGUUACCUUUUUAGAGAGACAAUGUACAGCUUUGGAAUCUGUACAAUUCACUACUUCCAAUUUGCAAUAUGCAAACAGUGGGAUCCCUCAGCGGGUUUCCCGAGCCCCUAGUAGAGGGCCUGUGGCUAGCUUCGUUGCUUCCGAGUCCCAGCCUGGUCCAUCUGGCCAAAGCACUAAGUGUUUUUUAUGUUCGUCUUCUCAUCCCUUAUACAAAUGUCAAUCAUUUCUAGCCAAAACUCCCCAAGAACGUUUUUCUUUGGUCAAACAACAUAAUCUAUGCGUUAAUUGUUUGAUUUCUCCUCAUUCUGUCAGAAAUUGUAGUUCUAGUCAUAAAUGUAGAAUUUGCAAAUUACCACAUCAUACUACUCUGCAUUUCGAUAAAUCAUCAAAAGGUUCAAGUCCUUCACUUCAGCCAUCCAAUCAGAGUGAACCCGUCAACUCGGUGGGGGAAACUCAAUCUAUUGUUCCAACAUCUCUCGUCAGUACAAACUCUUCUACGGCUUCAACAUUAACAACGAUUUUAUUAUCUACUUGUGUGAUACAUGUUAAGGAUUUCAACGGAAAUUUCCAGAAAAUUCGCAUACUUUUGGAUACAGGGUCUAUGGCAAACUUUAUUUCCGACACUUGUGUUAGACGUUUGGGACUUCCUCGAAGAAGGAUAUCAAUACCUGUGGAAGGGCUAAAUGGGAUGACAUCAUCCACCACUCAGGGUACAACUUCUUGCCUUAUCAAGCCCUGUGAUCAGUCUGGUCCAACUUUCUCUCUUGAAGCCAUUAUCAUACCCAAGGUUUGUUCGAACCAACCCAAAUUUCAUAUUAAUCCUCGAGAUUUGACUCAUAUUCAUGGGCUCAAAUUAGCGGACCCUAAAUUUUAUCAACCAGGUCCUAUAGAUAUGCUUAUAGGAGCUGAGUUAGUUCCUUUCCUUUUGAGGUCCAAACGAAUUUUUGGUGGACCCAAUCAACCGGUAGCCUUGGAGACCAUCUAUGGAUACGUUCUUCAAGGACGAACCUCUACAUCUCCUCAAAAAUGCCAUUUGACAUCUCUUCAUUCGUCUGUGGAUUUAAAUGUGGAUCAUAUUUUGCGAAGGUUUUGGGAGGUCGAAAAUGUCCCUCAACCUCCUUGUGUAUCACCUGAGGAUGAAAUUUGCGAGAAAAUUUAUUCUUCCUUGACUUUUCGGGAGCCUACAGGCAGAUUCUCAGUUCCUCUUCCUUUCCGAAUACAGAAUCCGUCUUUCUGUGAUACCUACACUCAGGCCUAUAGAAGAUUUUGUAUGCUUGAAAAUCGAUUCCUGAAAAAUCCAAACCUCAAAGGAAAAUACGUGGAAUUCAUGACAGAUUAUAUCAACAGAGAGCAUAUGAGUCCAGUCCCAACAUCAGAAUUUAAAUCCCCUACUUCAUACUAUAUUUCACAUCAUGCAAUUUUCAAAGAACAAAUUGAAAAUUCUUCCGUUAUUUACAAAAUUCGAGUAGUAUUCGACGCCAGUUUACGUGACGUUCAAGGUGUUUCUCUGAAUGAUACUCUGUAUACUGGACCCAAGCUUCAAAAAGAUAUAUCUUGUCUCCUACUUAAUUUUCGCUACUUUCGUUACUGCUUUACUUGCGAUAUCAAACAAAUGUACCGCCAAAUCAAUGUAAAUAAAGAGUUUUGGCAAUUUCAGAAAAUAAUUUGGCGAUCUGAUCCUUCUGAGCCUUUAAGGGAAUAUUAUUUACGAACAGUCACUUACGGUGUUUCGUGUUCACCGUAUCUUGCUUUGAAAACGUUACAGGAGUUAGCCAAGUCCGAAAAGGCACGCUUUCCCAAAGCAGCCAAAGCCUUAGAAGAGAAUUUUUAUAUUGAUGACGGGCUCCUCGGUAGCGAUUCCGUCGAAGAUACUCGCGCUCUUCAAUUGGAGCUCAUUAAUCUUUUAAGAGAAGGUGGUUUCGAACUGGGCAAAUGGGCCGGUAAUCAUCCCAGUCUUAUUCAAGAUUUUGGGUCCGAUGUGUUGACCGACUGCACAUUCGAUAAAGAUGAACCUUCUUUCAUCAAAGUCCUAGGUCUUAAAUGGAAUCCCAAGGCGGAUGUAUUUUCAUAUUCAUACUAUCCUCUCAACAAAACCUGUAGCAAACGGUCGAUUCUUUCCGAGGUUAGUAGAAUAUUUGACCCUUUGGGUUUCGUUUCUCCAUGCUUGCUGCUUGCAAAGCAGCUUCUCCAAAAGUUGUGGCAAUCCCACGUAUCUUGGGACGAAGAGCUUCCUGAACACAUACAGCGAGUGUGGCAACAAUUCAAGGUAGAACUACCCGGUCUCGGUAAUAUAAAGAUACCACGAUACUUUGGCUUCGAUAGGACUUCUGAAGUACAAAUUCACGGUUUUUGUGAUGCGUCCGAAAUUGGCUAUGCCAGUGUGGUAUAUCUCAGGUUCUGGAAUUCCAAUAGUUUUAAAACCACCCUUGUUUGCGCCAAAUGUAGAGUAUCUCCUCUGAAAACUCAAUCAAUCGCAAGAUUGGAACUCCUAGCAGCUCUUUUACUUGCUAAUCUCAUAGCAUUCGUGAUAGAAAGUUUCAAAGGCAUAUUCACUUUCAAUGACAUAUAUGUCUGGUCAGAUUCCAUGAUUGUUCUCACUUGGGUUACUUCGUCUCCGCAUAGAUGGAAAACAUUUAUUGCCAAUCGCGUGAGACAUAUCCAAGAAAUAAUCUCCAUUUCAUCUUGGCAUCAUGUGCCUUCCCAUCUGAACCCGGCAGAUUGUGCAAGUCGUGGUUUAUCACCGGCGCAACUUUCGCAGUUUUCCCUGUGGUGGGAUGGUCCAGAAUUUUUGUUGAAAUCUGAAGAGCAUUGGCCUACUCAGAAUAACUUUCAUUCUUCAAAUGGUGUUGAAAUUCCGGAAGAAAGAGCGCCCACUGUUUUGUUGUCGAAACUCAUUACCACGGAAAAUGUUAUUCUCUGUUUGCUUUCAAGAUUCUCAUCUCUUCCAAAAAUACAGAGAAUAACAGCAUAUAUUUUGCGCUUUGUAUCAAACGGAUUGAAAAGGAAUGAUAUCUCAAUGUUUAACCUUUCUAUUAGUCCUCAAGAAAGUGAUAAUGCGCUAAAGUAUCUCAUUAGGGUGGUUCAGAAUGAUGUUUUCGCCGAAAUUAGGCUGAAGAUUAAACAAAAUGAGGUUUUACCAAAACCAAUACGCAAGCUUGCUCCAUUCAUUGAUCAAUAUGGUCUUUUAAGAGUUGGGGGACGAUUGCAAAAAUCACCAUUUUCGUUCGACGUUAAGCAUCCUUUACUUUUACCUAAAGUCCAUAGACUCACGGAUCUAAUUAUUGAAUGGACUCAUCAAACUUCUUUACACCCGGGCUUAAAGACAAUGCAGUAUUUAUUACUUCAACGCUUCUGGAUUCUUUCCCCUAGAAGUGCGAUUUACAGAUGUUUGUCAAAAUGCAUUCGUUGUUUUCGAUGCAAACCCAAAUCCUAUAAUCCAUUCAUGGGAAAUUUACCGAGUGUAAGAGUAACUCCCUUACGCGCUUUCACCUCAGUUUGUCUCGACUUUGCCGGACCUUUUCCCUUACUGAUGAGUAAGACUAGAGGUGCAAAAACGUACAAGGGCUACGUUUGUGUUUUCGUGUGUUGUAGCACAAGAGCCAUUCAUUUCGAGGUAACUUCCGACCUCAGUUCCGAUACAUUUUUGGCGGCAUUUAGGAGAUUCAUAUCUCGACGCGGACAAUGUUUGUCAAUUAGAAGUGAUCAAGGCACCAAUUUUAAAGGAGCUUAUAAUGAAAUGAUCAACCUAGCUCAAGUCACUGCUGAAACCCUCUCAAUUACUUGGGAUUUCAACCCACCAAGCGCACCACACUUUAACGGCUUAGCUGAAGCUGCGGUAAAAUCUUUCAAAACCCACUUUUAUAAGGUCAUCGGUACCCAAGUUUUGAGUUAUGAAGAAUUUUACACCCUUAUGACUCAGAUAGAGGCUGUGUUGAAUUCUCGCCCUCUUUGUGCGGUUAGCACAGACCCAAAUGACCUCCAAGCUCUAACCCCAGGUCAUUUUUUGGUUUUUGAGCCACUGGUCAGCUCCAUUCCAAAUCCUGACCUGAGCUCUUUAAAUAUAAAUCGACUAAAUCGUUGGCAGUUAAUCCAACGCAUUCAAGGCGAUUUUUGGAAAAGGUGGUCCAGAGAAUAUAUUCAUUCGCUCCAAGAAAGAUCAAAAUGGUCUACAUCCAACCCCUCACUUAAUGAAAAUUCGUUGGUUCUGAUAAAAGACGACCAACAACCUCCUCUUCGUUGGCCUUUGGCCCGAAUCAUGAAAUUACAUCAUGGUGAUGAUGGUGUUGCACGGGUUGUUACACUGAAAACAGCGUCCGGCGGCACUAUGCAGCGUCCAGUGGUCAAAGUAUGUCCACUGCCUGUUCAUUAAUCUGGACAUUCCUUUAUUUCUGAAAAAUUAGUUAUUUUUCAUUAUUUAUUUCGUGAUUGUAUUCAUUUUUCGUUGAAUUUGGGAUAAAAACAUUCGUUUUUGGUGGGGGAGAAUGUUUGGGAAUCUAAAUUUCCUAAUUCAUAAAACUAUCAAUAAAAUUUUGUUAUUUGUUUUUAUGGGCCAAAUUAAAUUAAGAAGUAUUUGUUUUCCGUCAAUAAUUUUCGAAUUUCGCGGUGAUUGCAAGUUACACCACGAAAACAUCCGCAACUGCUGUUUUUUCGGACAUAUGUGGAAUCAGUAUUGUUCUUACGGCCGAACUAGAGAGUACUCUCGCUCGAUAAAUUAUUAUUAAUAUUUACUACGACAAUCAGAAAAUACGAUCCAUUGCUGUGAUCCAUAGCUACACGACUCCGAACAUCCAGGAAUCAAGAAAAUAACGAGGUAAGCAGUUGCCCUAUUUUUUUUCUCUUCGAGGUGUACUUGCUCGUAUAUUGUUUCAUAAUUAUUCUCUUUCUUUUUUUUUAACCAGCAUUCAUUCCUACG